This is a messenger RNA of Leucoraja erinaceus (little skate), 13222 nucleotides long. Its product is annotated as dynein axonemal heavy chain 17-like. The transcript has 77 exons. NCBI's taxonomy places the organism in Eukaryota, Metazoa, Chordata, Chondrichthyes, Rajiformes, Rajidae. Gene Ontology annotation, molecular function: dynein intermediate chain binding; ATP hydrolysis activity; dynein light intermediate chain binding. Gene Ontology annotation, cellular component: dynein complex. The record is from RefSeq and is a predicted model, not a curated record. Gene Ontology annotation, biological process: microtubule-based movement. Bases 163 to 13119 code for a protein of 4318 amino acids.
CGGGCGGCGGUUGGCGCUCGCACUGCGGGCGGAGGUAGGGAGGGAGGACGUGCAGCACCCGCGCUCAGUCUCCGCCGCGUCCAUCGACCGAAUACAUUGAAAUGAAAAUAAAAAACACCUGAUUUCACGAAGACAUUGGGCAGAACUGGUUGAAGGGGCACAAUGGAAGAAGAGGAAGAAACAACUCAUAAACAAGAGGAUGACCCACGGAUGGCGUUUAUUCAGAGCUUAUGUUUAUUGUUUUUUAGUAUAAAAGAAGAUAAAUGGGACAAGUUUUCUGCGUCAGAAGACAGCAGGCGAAUAGUGAUGGACUUUUUUGGUACAGAUGAUAUAAUGAUUCUGGUAAUCUAUAUCAAUGCACAAGGACAAUUAACUGCAAAUUUGGGAUUUCCGCCUUUAAUAAAAACUAAGGGAAUUUAUUUUGUGAAAAAAAAGAUGAUUCGUAUCACUAAUGAGAACAUUAAAGAGGAACUAUUAAUUGGUGAUAUUAGUAAUUCUCCUGUUGAACAGUUAUUAACAGUGAUCGAAGAGGUGUUUUGUCCACUUUUCACAAACACUGAUAAUAUGAUUAAAUGGCCUCAGGUUGUGUCAGAAGAUGUAGUGAAGCAUGCACAGCAGCUUAAAAAUGAUGCAUUUGUCGUUGGUGGACAACUAAAGGGGAAAGCACUCCUUGCUCUCCCAAAAAGCGCUGACACUUUGGAAAAUUCAGAUGAGGACUCCGAUAGCUCACCUGUUCAAGUGGAUAGUGCCGUUUUGCAUGCCAUUGAAUCUGUAGUUAUUGACUGGAUGCACCAAGUGAAAGAUGUUUUAACCAAGGAUUCAGCCCAAUCUUUGUUGGAUGGCUUGAACCCUCUGCCUAGAGAAGAGAUUGAUUUCUGGGACCUGCGGUUAAAGGACCUAAAGUGCCUAAAUGAACAGUUGUGGAUGCCAAAAGUACGCAAAAUUUCAGAAGUUCUGGAAAAAUCAAAGAGCAGUUAUUGGCCAGCUUUGAAAAACCUUUAUGAGGACAUCAGAGCAGGCCUGGAAGAGGCUAGCGACAUUGUUUUGUAUCUGAUACCCCUGAAGUCUUUAGUCGAUGAUGUAAUACAAACAGAUUAUGAAGAGGUGUCUCCCUAUGUUGAUAUUAUAAUGCAUACUGUCUGCUUAGUGUGGGCCAAUUCAAGAUAUUACAACACUCCUGCCAGAAUCAUAGUUAUCUUACAAGAGAUUUUCAACCUCUUCAUUGAGAUGACCUGUACAUUUUUGAAUCCAGAUGAGUUGAUGAAAGGGUUGCAGGGAGAAAUAGAAGAGGUGCUGGCAUCAAUCAACAUAGCAACAUCUAUUCUACGGAAGGUUUAUACAGCCUAUGAUAAUAACCGUGUAGGAAUGGACAAGUUCUUUAAGGACAGUGAACCAAAGUACUGGGAAUUCCCUUCACGUCUUGUAUUUGUGAGGUUGGACAGAUUUAUGCACCGCUUACAGACCAUUGAGGGGAUAUUUUCUACCACUGUUGAAUUCUUAAAGCUUGAAAAGAUUGAAGUAGGAGGGGUUAGAGGAAAUUCCCUUGGUCAAAUGGUACAACAAAUCUAUAUGGAAUUUCUAGAAGUCAUUAAAGUUUUUGCUGAUAGCAAUUACAAUUCUUUGAACGCAGACGAACAUAAAUUUGAAGAAGAUUAUGCAGUGUUUCAAAACGCAAUUGAAGAUUUUGACAGAAGAUUGAGUAUGAUAAUAUCCCAGGGAUUUAAUGACUGCUCCAACAUUGCAUCUGCUGUAAAGAUGUUAAACAUGUUUGGAUUUUUCAUCAAGCGUCCACUGAUUAAAGAAGAAAUGUUUGAGAAAUACGCAAUCAUGGUUGACAUGGCCAACAGAGAUUUAGAUGAUAUCAAGUUAAUAUUUGAUGCACACUUGAAUGAAACUGAAGAAAGGGGUGGUUUUCCUUACAUUAACAAAAAUAUGCCACUCGUAGCUGGUGAGCUGAAAUGGGCAUUGGAAGUUACUGAGAGAAUGGAAGUCACAAUGAAGUAUUUUAGAUCCUUUGAACAUACUUAUAGGUCAGAUGAUGAGGCUAAACUGCUUUUAAAUAAAUAUGCAGAGAUGAAAUCCUUACUUGAGGAUUUCAGUGGGAAAGUUUACGAUGAGUGGAUUACAAAAGUAGACGAAGAUUGCCAAUUUAAUUUGAAUCAACCCCUUAUUCUUCGUAAUGUGGCAACGGGCCUUAUUAGUGUGAGCUUUAGCAGAAAGUUGGUUGCGGUUCUUCGAGAAGUCUACUAUAUGAACAUUCUGGAGAAGGAAGACAUACCAGAGAGUGGAACAGAGGUCUUCUCCAUGAAUAAAACUUUCAGAAAUUUUGUUGACAAUUUGGACCUUAUAGUUGGAUGGUAUAACAAGAUAAAUCUUACAAUCCUUGAUGUUGAACGUCCAUUGAUAAGAAAUGAAUUGAUUGAUAUCGAUUUUAAAUUGGUUAAAGCUGAAAUGCAAUUGCAUUGGAAUGAUCCAGGUGUUUGGGAAUAUAUUCAAAAGAUGAGAAAUAUAUUAUAUGACCUUGAGCGCAGAAUUCAGAAAUGCAAAGACAAUGUAGAAAUGAUGCGCCUCAUGAUGUUGGACUGGUCAGCGAACCCUUUAUUUGAAAGAGGAGGCAAUAAAAAAGAUUCGUACUUGGAUCUUGAUGCCCGACCACAAUUGUUAAACAAAAGAUAUGGUAUUGUUCGUGAAGAUGGAGAAAAACUUCAUGGAUUAUUAGAGGAAAACAGAAUUCUUUUCAAUACGGAAGAAAAAUCUUCAAGCUGGGAGAAAUAUGUGAAUUAUGUAGAUAAGAUGGUUGUAGAAGGCUUCCAUGCAGUGGUUUUGAAGUCCCUCCGAUUUCUUCUCAGCAACAUGGAAACUGAGGCACAAAUUACACCACUCUUUGAAGUACGUCUCGAGCUCACUGAAUCUGAUAUUGAUUAUCGUCCAACAUUGGGAAUAGGCAGUGAAUUCUAUUCGCUCAUAGAAAAUUUGAUGAAUGAUAUCUAUAAACUUGUAGGUCUUGUGCCACGUUUGGCAAAACAUAGUUUCCGGAAGAAGUAUCAGAUAGAUCUGGAAGAGAUGACAGACUUGUCAGAAAUGCGAGAAGAAGUAAUGUCUCAGGUGAUAAAUGUUAUGAAGCAAGCUGAAGAAUACGAGGACUCUUUCGACGAUUAUUCAUAUUUGUGGGUGGAUGAUCGUAAUGAAUUUCUGGAAGAAUUUCUAAUAUAUGGGCGUGUGCUCACACAGGAGGAGAUAGAGUCUUAUGGUGAAGGAGGUGUUCCUCCAACUCCACCUACUCUUCAACAGUUUAAAGAUCAGAUUGACUCCUACGAAAUAUUAUAUGAAGAGGUAUUAAAAUUUGAGACUGUAAAGUUAAUAGCUCCUUGGUUUAAAAUUGAUUGCAGACCUUUCAGGCAGGCUCUUCUAAACCUCAUAAAACGCUGGAGUCUUUUAUUCAAACAAUACCUUAUUGACCAUGUAACCGACAGUUUGAAUACUUUGGAGGCUUUUAUCAACGAGACAAAUGCUGAACUAUCAAAACCAGUGAAAGAAGGGGAUUUGAAGGCCCUUAUACAAGUAAUGGGAUAUCUAAAAAAAGUAAAAGAAAGACAAGUGACCACUGAUAUCAUGUUUGAACCUUUGAAGCAAACAAUUGAACUGUUAAAGACCUAUGAUGUGGAAAUGCCGGAAGAAGUUCACACACAGUUGCAUGAUCUUCCAGAACAAUGGAACAAUACAAAGAAGAUUUCUGUUAUUUGUAAGCAUGCUGUAUCACCUUUACAAGCCAAUGAAGUUAAUGUCAUUAGAAGGAAAUGUCUCCGAUUUGAGAUUAACCAACAUGGUUUCAGACAAAAAUUUAAAAUAAAGGCACCUUUCAAGUUUGACACUCCAACUCCAUAUAAGGUUUUGGAUAAGGCUCAAAAGAAAAUUCUUGUGAUGGAAGAUGAAUUGCAAACACUGUCACAAUCAGCUGCUCUAUUUGAAGUUUCAGUUCCUGAUUGCAAACAGCUGAAAUCUUGCCGCAAAGAAAUUGUUUUGUUGAAGAACCUGUGGGAUAUGAUUAUUCUUGUUAGCUUAACAUUUGACGAUUGGAAGACGACCAAAUGGAAAAACAUUAGUGUGGAGAAUAUGGAUUCUGAUUGCAAGAAAUUUGUUAAAGACAUAAGAACAAUGGAUAAAGAAAUAAGGGCAUGGGAUGCUUAUUCUGGAUUAGACAAUUUAAUUAAGAAUACUAUGACUUCACUGAAAGCUGUAAGUGAAUUGCAGAACCCAGCUAUAAGAGAUCGUCACUGGCAACAACUUAUGCAAGCAACUAAGGUCAAUUUUGUAAUGUCAGAUGAAACAACUCUUGCAGACUUAUUGAGUCUGCAGUUGCACAACUUUGAAGAUGAAGUGCGCAAUAUUGUUGACAAAUCUGUGAAGGAGUCUGGAAUGGAGAAGGUAUUGACUCAACUGGAUAACAUUUGGACUGUUAUGGAAUUCGAACAUGACCUUCACCCCCGGACAGGAAUUAUGUUGUUGAGAGGAAGUGACGAACUUGUCGAGACAUUGGAGGACAAUCAAGUUCAAUUACAGAACCUGAUAUCUUCUAAAUAUAUUGCAUAUUUUCUUAAACAAGUCUCCAGCUGGCAGCAUAAGUUGUCCACUGCAGACUCUGUCAUUUCCAUUUGGUUUGAAGUACAGAGAACUUGGGUGCACCUUGAGAGUAUAUUUAUAGGUUCUGAAGAUAUCCGUACUCAGUUGCCUGAGGAUUCCAAGCGUUUUGAGGUCAUUGAUGUUGAUUUUAAAGAGAUCAUGGCAGAUGCAAUUAAAACUCCAAAUGUUGUCGAAGCAACAAAUAAACCUGGUUUGUAUGAUAAAUUGGAAGAAAUACAGGGACGUUUGACACUUUGUGAAAAAGCCUUGGCAGAAUAUCUUGAGACAAAGAGACUGGCUUUUCCAAGAUUCUACUUUGUCUCUUCUGCAGACUUGCUCGAUAUAUUAUCUAAUGGUAACAAUCCCGUAGAGGUGAGCGUACAUUUGGCAAAAUUAUUUGACAGUCUGUCAAAAAUGAAGUUCCAAAUGGAUGCUGAUAACAAUGUAAUGAAAAUUGGAAUUGGCAUGUAUAGUAAAGAAAUGGAAUAUAUGCCUUUUGAUGAGCCAUGUGAUUGCACUGGUCAGGUUGAAGUUUGGUUAAAUCGGCUGUUAGACAGAAUGCGUGCCACAUUACGGCAAGAAAUUGCUGAAGCUGUAACGGCUUAUGAAGAAAAGCCCAGAGAGCAAUGGAUAUUUGAAUACCCUGCACAGGUUGCUCUGACUGGCUCACAAAUUAUUUGGAAUGGUGAAGUUAGCGGUACAUUUGGAAAAUUGGAAGAAGGUUAUGAAAAUGCCAUGAAAGACUAUCUGAAAAAACAGAUCGGUCAACUGAAUGCACUUAUCACAUUACUGAUUGGCGUCUUGUCAGUUGGAGAGAGGCAAAAGAUCAUGACAAUUUGCACAGUUGAGGUGCAUGCUCGAGAUGUUGUAAACAGAAUGAUUUUAACAAAGGUGGGUAAUACUGGUUUUCCAUUUUUGCAUUCAUUACUUCAAUUUGUAGCCUAUCAAAGAUUAAUACGCCUUCAAGUCUUCAAGUUUCCAAAUCUGUGGUUUAUAUAUUUUUCUUCUUUUAGACCCUGUGCUAUGGUUGUACCUGACUUUGAACUGAUUUGUGAAAUCAUGUUGGUUGCUGAAGGUUUCAUUGAUGCCAGACUUCUUGCCAGAAAAUUUAUUACACUUUACACACUCUGUAAAGAGCUCCUUUCAAAACAGGACCACUAUGAUUGGGGAUUACGAGCUAUCAAGUCUGUAUUGGUUGUAGCUGGUUCUUUGAAAAGAGGAGAUCCAAAUCGCCCUGAAGAUGAGGUCCUUAUGAGAGCCUUGAGAGAUUUCAAUAUCCCUAAGAUUGUAACAGAUGAUUUACCUGUCUUUAUGGGACUAAUAGGAGAUCUAUUCCCAGCAUUAGAUGUGCCAAGAAAGAGAGAUCUAGACUUUGAACAGAUUGUUAAGCAGUCAGUUCUAGAACUUCAUCUACAACCAGAAGAUAACUUUGUCCUGAAAAUAAUUCAGCUGGAGGAAAUACUUCAAGUACGUCACUCGGUUUUCAUAGUUGGCAAUGCUGGAAGUGGAAAAUCACAGGUAAUGCGAUCAUUGAAAAAGACUUACAUGAACCUGAAACGAAAAGCUAUCAUGAUUGAUCUUGAUCCGAAAGCUGUGACCUGUGAUGAAUUGUUUGGGAUUAUUAACCCAGCAACAAGGGAAUGGAAAGAUGGACUGUUCUCAACCAUUAUGCGUGAUCUGGCCAAUGUUUCACAUGAUGGACCAAAAUGGAUUGUGUUAGAUGGUGACAUAGAUCCAAUGUGGAUUGAAUCUCUUAAUACUGUGAUGGAUGACAACAAGGUAUUAACUCUUGCUAGCAAUGAACGAAUUCCCCUGAACCCCACAAUGCGGUUGCUGUUUGAAAUAAGUCACCUUAGAACAGCUACACCAGCUACUGUGUCUCGAGCAGGAAUACUCUACAUCAACCCUGCAGAUCUAGGAUGGAGCCCUGUGGUAGCUAGCUGGAUUGAAGGUCGUGAGGUACAGUCAGAGAAGGCGAAUCUUCUGAUAUUGUUUGAUAAAUAUUUUCCUACCUGUCUUGAAAAGUUGAGAACAGGAUUUAAAAAGAUUACCCCGCUGCCAGAGAUCACUAUGGUGCAGACAGUUCUUCAUUUGAUGGAAUGCCUUAUGACCCCAGCCAAUGCACCUGCUGAUUCUCCCAAGGAACUCUAUGAGCUAUAUUUUGUGUUUGCUUGUGUUUGGGGUUUUGGAGGCACUAUGUUUCAAGAUCAGCUUGUGGAUUAUCGUGCUGAAUUCAGCAAAUGGUGGGUGAAUGAAUUUAAAGCUGUCAAGUUCCCAUCCCAAGGGACUGUCUUUGACUAUUACAUUGACUCAGAAACAAAGAGGUUUAUAUCUUGGUCAGAAAAAGUGCCUCCAUUUGAAUUGGAUUCUGAUUCCCCACUUCAGGCUGCCCUCGUACAUACAACAGAGACAAUUCGCCUUCGUUACUUCAUUGAUCUAAUGAUUGAAAUGGGUCGGCCAGUAAUGUUAGCAGGAAAUGCCGGAACAGGAAAAUCUGUACUCAUGGGAGAAAAGCUGAAUGCGCUUAAUGUUGAGGAAUUUGUGAUUCAGGCUGUUCCUUUUAACUUCUACACAAAUUCCGCAAUGUUACAAGCUGUACUUGAGAAGCAAUUGGAAAAGAAAACGGGUAGAAACUUUGGCCCUGCUGGAACAAAGAGAUUAAUCUACUUUAUUGAUGAUAUGAACAUGCCUGAAGUGGAUAAGUAUGGAACUGUAGCACCUCACACAUUAAUCAGACAACACUUGGAUCAUGGACAUUGGUACGAUAAGGUCAAGUUGACAUUGAAAGAUAUUCAUAAUUGCCAAUAUGUUGCCUGUAUGAAUCCGACAGCAGGUAGCUUUACAAUUGAUUCUCGGCUUCAGCGCCAUUUCUGUGUUUUUGCUGUGAGUUUCCCAGGACAAGAUGCACUUCACUCCAUCUACAGUGCUAUCCUCCAUCAACACUUAGUAAAUCGAAGUUUUCCAUCGCUCGUGGUCAAAUUCCAUACACAGCUGGUCACUGCAGCCCUUGUUUUGCACCAGAAAAUAACAGCAUCUUACCUGCCAACUGCCAUAAAAUUUCAUUAUAUCUUCAACUUGAGAGACCUUUCAAAUAUAUUUCAGGGUUUCCUGUUUGCAACAGUAGAAUGUGCAAGAAAUAAUCUUGACUUCGUUCGACUUCUCUUACAUGAAACUUCUCGAGUGUAUGGUGAUAAAUUAGUUGAUACACAUGAUAUUGAAAACUUUCCAAAACAUCAGCAGCACAUGUGUAAAUCAUGCUUUGCGGAUAUGGAAGAGUCCAGUCUUUUUCAAAUUCCGAAUAUUUUCUGUCAUUUUGCUACUGGUAUUGGAGAACCUAAGUAUUUGUCUGUGGGUGACUGGCCAACUCUGAAUAAACUAUUAGUGGAUGCUCUGGACAACUAUAAUGAAAUCAAUGCGGCGAUGAAUUUGGUUCUGUUUGAAGACGCAAUGGCUCACGUCUGUAGGAUAAAUCGUAUCUUAGAAUUUCCAAGAGGAAAUGCCCUGCUUGUAGGAGUUGGAGGCAGUGGAAAGCAAAGCCUGUCUCGCUUAGCAGCAUAUAUUAGUGGUUUAAAUGUUUUCCAGAUCGCACUUAGGAAAGGGUAUGCAGUUGCUGACCUUAAGGCAGAUCUUGCUACUCAGUAUAUCAAUGCUGGAGUAAAAAAUCGUGGAACUGUAUUUCUGAUGACCGAUUCCCAGGUGGCAGAAGAGAUGUUCCUUGUACUUAUUAAUGAUCUUUUAGCAUCUGGUGAGAUUCCAGGAUUAUUUCAGGAUGAUGAGUUGGAACAUAUUAUUGGUGCCAUGAGAAAUGAAGUUAAAUUAAUGGGCUUGCAGGACACCAAAGAAAACUGCUGGAAAUUUUUCAUAGAGAGAGUGAGAAGACAACUCAAGGUUGUUCUGUGUUUCUCACCCGUGGGUUCCAUUCUGCGGGUACGUGCUCGAAAAUUCCCUGCUUUGGUGAACUGCACAUCAAUAGACUGGUUCCAUGAAUGGCCAGAAGAUGCUUUGAUGUCUGUUAGUAGGCGUUUCCUUGCCAGCACUGAGGGUAUUGAGGAUGAUGUAAAGCACUCUAUAAGCCAGUUCAUGGCAUUCGUACAUGGAAGUGUUCAAGAAAUAUCUGCGAUCUAUCUAGCUACUGAAAGGCGCUAUAAUUACACAACACCCAAAACAUUUUUGGAACAAAUUAAACUAUAUCAAAACCUACUGUCUAGCAAAAGGAAAGACUUGAUCGCUAAAAUGGAUCGACUUGAAAAUGGUUUGGCAAAACUUGAAAGUACUGCUAGCCAGGUGGAUGAUUUAAAAAGCAAACUUGCUGUACAAGAAAUCGAGCUGCAACAGAAGAAUGAAGAUGCAGACAAAUUAAUUAAGGUUGUUGGUCAACAAACAGACAUUGUCACCAAAAAUAAAAAAAUUGCAGAUGAAGAGGAGAAAAAAGUACAAGUCAUUAAUGAGAAUGUAAAAGAAAAACAACAAUCUUGUGAAGAAGACUUGGCUAAAGCAGAGCCAGCUUUAGUUGCUGCCAAUGAAGCACUGAAUACACUAAAUAAGAACAACUUGACAGAGUUGAAAUCCUUUGGCUCCCCACCAGAUGCUGUGGUUCUCGUGACAGGGGCUGUUAUGGUCCUUUUAGCGCCAAGCGGGAAGGUCCAAAAAGACAGGAGCUGGAAAGCUGCCAAAACUAUGAUGGGUAAAGUGGAUAAUUUUUUGGAUUCACUGAUAAACUAUGACAAGGAACAUAUUCCUGAAUCUUCUCUGAAGGUUUUUCGACCAAUUCUUGGAAAUCCAAUAUUUGAUGCUGAUUUUAUUCGUACUAAAUCCAUAGCUGCUGCUGGUUUAUGUUCCUGGUGUAUAAACAUAGUAAAAUUUUAUGACGUAUUCUGUGAGGUGGAACCUAAAAGAAUAGCUCUGGCACAGGCUAACGCUGAAUUGGCAGCAGCACAGGAGAAACUUGCUGGUAUUACACGUAUGAUUACUGAACUUGAUGAAAAUUUAUCAAAUUUGACAGCUGAAUUUGAAAAAGCCACAACUGAAAAGCUCAAAUGUCAAGAAGAGGCGGAUACUACCAACAGAACCAUUUCACUUGCAAACAGACUUGUUGGAGGUUUGGUAUCCGAGAAGAUCCGCUGGGGUGAAUCUGUUGCACAGUUCAAGGAACAGGAAAAGACAUUGUGUGGUGACGUGCUCCUUGUUACGGCAUUUGUUUCUUAUGUUGGAUAUUUUACAAGAAAGUAUAGGAAUGAUCUUCUGAAUAAUUGCUGGAUGCCCUUCCUGGAAAAGCUAGAGGUGCCAAUUCCAAUUACUGAAAACUUAGAUCCACUUUCUCUUCUGACUGAUGAUGUUGACAUCGCUGCAUGGAAUAAUCAAGGAUUGCCAAGUGAUCGGACAUCAUCAGAAAAUGCGACAAUUCUUUGUAAUACUGAGCGUUGGCCUUUAAUUAUCGAUGCACAACUGCAGGGUAUCAAAUGGAUUAAAAGAAAGUACGGAGAUGAUUUGAAAAUAAUAAGACUUGGACAAAGAGGUUAUCUUGACAGCAUUGAGAAUGCUGUAUCCAAUGGUGAUACCUUACUACUUGAAAAUAUAAGCGAGACUGUGGAGCCCGUGCUGGACUCCCUCUUGGGAAGAAACACCAUAAAAAAGGGAAGGUAUAUCCACAUAGGGGAUAAAGAAAUUGAAUAUCAUCCCCAAUUCAGAAUGAUACUCCACACCAAGUAUUUUAAUCCUCAUUUCAAACCUGAAAUGCAAGCUCAAUGCACUUUGAUUAAUUUCCUUGUAACAAGAGAUGGUCUAGAAGAUCAGCUACUAGCUUCAGUGGUUGCUAAAGAGCGUCCUGACUUGGAACAACUGAAGGCAAACCUUACCACACAACAGAAUGAGUUCAAGAUUGUUCUUAAACAAUUAGAAGACUCUCUUCUUGCUCGACUAUCAGAAGCUUCAGGAAAUUUCCUUGGUGAUACAGCGCUGGUUGAGAACUUAGAGACAACCAAACACACUGCUACUGAAAUAGAACGAAAGGUGGCUGAAGCAAAGGUCACAGAGAUUAAAAUAAAUGUGGCAAGAGAAAACUAUAGACCUGCUGCGCUGAGAGCAUCUUUGCUAUAUUUCAUUAUUGAUGAUCUUAAUAAGAUCAAUCCUAUUUACCAGUUCUCGCUCAAGGCUUUUCAUGUUGUAUUUGAAAAUGCGAUUUCGCGCUCAGCACCUGCCGAUGAACUUGAAGAACGUGUUAUCAACCUCACAGAGGAAAUCACCUACUUAGUGUUUGUAUAUACCACCAGAGGCCUAUUUGAAAGGGAUAAACUCAUUUUUACAGCUCAAGUUGCUUUUCAGGUUUAUUUAAUGAAAAAAGAAAUAAACCCACUUCACCUAGACUUCUUACUGCGAUUCCCAUUUAAAGUUGGAGCCACAAGUCCUGUGGAUUUUCUUUCGCACCAAGGAUGGGGUGGAAUCUUGGUAUUGGCAGAAAUGGCACAGUUUAAGAAUCUGGACAGUGAUAUAGAAGGUUCAGCCAACCGCUGGAAGAAAAUUGUGGAGUCAGAAGCUCCAGAGAAGGAGAAAUUGCCACAGGAAUGGAAAAAUAAAGGGGCAAUGGAGAAACUGUGCAUGAUGCGAUGCAUGAGGCCUGACAGAAUGACUUACGCUGUUAGUUGCUAUGUGGAGGAGAAGUUUGGAGCUAGAUAUGUGGAGGGUCGGAGCAUGGAGUUUACAAAAUCAUAUGAAGAAAGUAGUCCUUCCACUCCGAUAUUCUUCAUUCUCUCACCAGGAGUUGAUCCGCUGAAGGAUGUAGAGGCACUAGGCAAGAAAUUAGGCUUUACCAUUGACAAUGGCAAAUUUCAUAAUGUAUCCUUGGGGCAAGGACAAGAGAUAGUUGCAGAACAGGCUUUGGAUGUGGCAGCUGAAAAUGGACAUUGGGUUAUUCUUCAGAAUAUUCAUCUAGUGGCUAAAUGGCUGAGUAUACUGGAUAAGAAAGUGGAGCAAUAUAGUAUUGGCAGUCAUGCAGAUUAUCGAGUUUAUAUGACUGCUGAGCCAGCUGGAAGUCCAGACGCACAUAAUAUUCCCCAGGGAUUACUGGAGAAUUCUAUUAAAAUCACCAACGAACCCCCAACUGGCAUGUAUGCCAACCUGCACAAAGCGUUGGACUUGUUUAAUCAGGACACCUUGGAGAUGUGUUCCAAAGAAACUGAAUUUAAAUGCAUCCUCUUUGCGCUCUGUUAUUUUCAUGCUGUGGUUGCUGAGAGGCGUAAAUUUGGAGCACAAGGAUGGAAUAGAUCCUACCCUUUUAACAAUGGAGAUCUUACAAUUUCUGUUUAUGUACUGUUCAACUACUUGGAAGCUAAUCCAAAGGUACCCUGGGAUGACUUGCGCUAUCUCUUUGGUGAAAUAAUGUAUGGAGGCCAUAUCACUGAUGAUUGGGAUCGUAAACUAUGUCGUACCUAUCUGGAGGAAUUCGUAAAAAAUGAAAUGCUUGAUGGCGAAUUUUUUCUUGCACCAGGUUUCCCUAUCCCGCCCAAUACUGAUUACAAGGGCUAUCAUGACUACGUGAAUGAAGUGUUGCCUCCUGAGAGUCCAUACUUGUACGGUUUACACCCAAAUGCAGAAAUAGGAUUCCUAACAGUGAUCUCUGAAAAGCUGUUUCGCACAGUUCUCGAGUUACAACCUAAAGAAUCAGCUGGUGAUAGCACCACUGGAGUAACCAGGGAGGAAAAGGUUAAGGGAACGUUGGAUGAAAUCCUGGAAAAACUGCCAGAAGCGUUUAACAUGCAGGAGAUUAUGGGUAAAGUGCAAGAUAGGACGCCUUAUAUUGUAGUGGCCUUCCAGGAAUGUGAAAGAACAAAUAUUUUGACCACAGAGCUGAAACGAUCUUUGAAAGAACUAAAUCUUGGUCUGAAGGGUGAACUGACUAUCACAGCUGAUAUGGAAGAUAUUUCAAAUGCCUUAUACUUUGACACAGUCCCCGAAACAUGGGCAAAUCGUGCUUAUCCAUCACUUUUGAACUUAGCUGCAUGGUUUACCGAUCUCCUCAUUCGUAUCAGGGAAUUGGAAGCAUGGAGCUCAGAUUUUUCUCUACCUAAUGCAGUGUGGCUUGGUGGUUUAUUCAAUCCGCAGUCUUUCCUCACAGCUAUAAUGCAAUCUAUGGCUAGAAAAAAUGAAUGGCCACUGGAUAAAAUGUGCCUGGCCGUGGAAGUCACAAAAAAAAGCAAGGAAGACAUGACAAGUGCUCCCAGAGAAGGAUCUUUCAUCCAUGGGCUGUACAUGGAAGGUGCACGUUGGGAUAAAAACAGUGGAGUCCUUACUGAUGCACGACUGAAGGAACUUACGCCACCGAUGCCAGUGGCAUUUAUCAAAGCCAUCCCAGUGGAUCGUCAAGAAACAAAAAACAUUUACGAAUGUCCAGUGUAUAAAACCCGCACCCGAGGUCCCACGUAUGUCUGGACUUUUAAUCUAAAAACAAAAGAGAAACGAGCAAAAUGGAUCCUUGCAGGUGUUGCAGUUUUACUACAAAUUUAAAUGAAGAUUCCGUUUAUGACAGAUUUAAAAAAAAAUUAUCUGCUUUAUUUGAAUAAAUGAUAAUUGCCACAAAUUACUAUUUAAUUGUGAUAAUUUGAUUUCA